AUGCCAUCCUCCUCCCCCAGAGCCCACGCUCCCUCGACCUCCUCGCAAGAUGCCUACGAACUGCACCCCGUCUCGCCGAUGCCAGAACGAGACAUGGACAGCAAUUACGAGGAUGAAGAGGAGGACAAAGAUGCAGAAUCUCGAUCGACCUCUCCCGCCUCCUCCAAGUUCUACACCCCCACCGAAUCCGCCCGCGUCCGCCGCAAACUCGACACCCACCUCGUCGCCUUCCUUGCGCUUCUGUACUCCCUCUCCUUCCUCGACCGCUCCAACAUCGGCAAUGCUCGCAUCGCCGGCCUCGUGGACGACCUCCGUCUUACAGACUCCCAGUACGAGUGGCUGCUCUGGGCGUUUUACAUCACGUAUAUCGCGUUCGAGUGGAUGACACUGCUGUACCGCGUUGUCCCAGCACAUAUCUACAUUUCGCUGUGCAUAGCGGCAUGGGGCGUGCUCGCAUCCUUACAAGCGGCGGCGACGUCGUUCCCCGUGCUGGUUGUGCUGCGGGGACUUUUGGGCGUCUCGGAAGCGGCGUUUGGGCCGGGUGUCCCGUUCUACCUUUCUUUCUUCUUUCGGCGAGAGGAGCUUGCGCUGCGGACGGGGCUCUUCAUCUCGGCAAGUCCAUUGAGCGCAAGUUUUGCGGGACUGUUGGCGUGGGGGAUUACCAAAGCAGGGGAGAGCGGGCCAGUCAGUCCGUGGCGGCUGCUUUUUCUGAUUGAGGGGUUCCCGAGCGUGCUGGUUGCCGUGUGGGCGUGGGAUUUUGUGCCCGACGGGCCCGGGACGGCAGGGUGGCUGAGUGGGAGGGAGAGGGAGGUUGCGGUGGCGAGGGUGAGGGAUGCCGAUGAGGACGACCACGAUGGCGACGCUGAAAUAGAAGGAAAACACGCAUUAACCACACCGCAGCCGCAUGGCCUCGAUUCCCACGCCGUUUUCCUCACGCUGAAAGACCCAAAAUGCUAUCUCACCGCCUUUAUGUUCUUCGCCGCAAACGUCGCCUUCGCCUCUCUCCCCGUCUUUCUCCCCACCAUCCUUCGCGACAUGGGCCACACCGCUCUGACCGCACAAGCCCUCACCGCACCCCCCUACCUCUUCGCCUUUGUCGUCGUCCUGCUCACCGCGUACCUUUCCGACCGCCAUCAAUCCCGCGCCUUCUACAUAAUCCUGCACGCGCUGCUCGCUACGACGGGGUAUGCAACACUCGCCCUCCUUGGCCUUUUCAACAUCUCCGCCCCCACCCUCCGCUACCUCGCCCUCUUCCCCGCAACAUCCGGCUUCUUCGCCGCCAUCACCAUCAUCAUAACCUGGACGCUGAACAACCAAGCCUCGGCCAGCGCAAAAGGCACAGGCGUGGCGGUCAUGAAUGUCAUCGGCCAAACCGGGCCCCUCCUGGGCACUUCCGUCUUCCCCACGCGCGACGCACCCUUCUACGUGUCUGGGAUGAGCAUCUGCGCUUGCUCCAUGUUGUUGGUAGCGCUGCUGGCGGGCGCGCUGCGCUGGCAUCUCGCCCGCCUCAAUGCCGGGACGACGACACGGGGCGGGUACGCCAGCAUUGGCGGGAAACAGCGGUCGAGGUUCGAAUACAUGUUGUAG
Paraphaeosphaeria sporulosa is the source of this 1587-nucleotide messenger RNA. Its product is annotated as MFS transporter-like protein. Lineage: Eukaryota; Fungi; Ascomycota; Dothideomycetes; Pleosporales; Didymosphaeriaceae. Gene Ontology annotation, biological process: transmembrane transport. The record is from RefSeq and is a predicted model, not a curated record. The transcript has 3 exons. Gene Ontology annotation, cellular component: membrane. The coding region runs from base 1 to 1587 and encodes 528 amino acids. Gene Ontology annotation, molecular function: transmembrane transporter activity.